This is a messenger RNA of Alnus glutinosa, 1551 nucleotides long. RefSeq names its product probable aspartic proteinase GIP2. The record is from RefSeq and is a predicted model, not a curated record. Gene Ontology annotation, molecular function: aspartic-type endopeptidase activity. The coding region runs from base 39 to 1355 and encodes 438 amino acids. NCBI's taxonomy places the organism in Eukaryota, Viridiplantae, Streptophyta, Magnoliopsida, Fagales, Betulaceae. Gene Ontology annotation, biological process: proteolysis. The transcript has a single exon.
CCAUUUCUAAUACGUACCUCUCUUAAUUUCUUUCAAUAAUGGCCUCCUCUAAUCAAUACUUCCUCAUCUUCUCCACCUUCCUCCUCUUCCUCAUUGCUCCUUCUUUUGCUCAACAAUCUUUCCGGCCAAAAGCCCUCGUUGUUCCCGUCUCAAAAGACGCCGCCACCCUCCAAUACGUUACGCGUAUUAACCAAAGAACCCCACUUGUUCCGUUGAGCCUAGUACUUGAUCUUGGCGGCCAAUUUUUGUGGGUAGAUUGUGAGCAGAAUUAUGUGUCCUCCACAUACCGCCCUGCCCGGUGCAACUCAGCCCAAUGCUCACUAGCUAGAGCCGGUGGUUGCGGGGAUUGCUUUUCAGCCCCCAGGCCAGGGUGCAACAACAAUACAUGCGGUGUCACACCCGGCAACUCCGUUACCCACACCGCCACCAGUGGUGAGGUAGCCGAAGAUGUCGUGUCCGUCCAAUCGACCGACGGGUCGAACCCUGGCCGGGCCGUUACGGUGUCCCGGUUCCUUUUCUCAUGCGCGCCAACUUUCCUCUUGGAGGGUCUCGCCGGUGGGGUUUCAGGUAUGGCUGGACUCGGCAGGACUAGAAUUGCAUUUCCUUCGCAAUUUGCUUCUGCCUUUAGCUUCCACAGGAAAUUUGCAAUUUGCUUAUCCUCUUCAACCACCUCAAACGGUGUCGUAUUUUUCGGGGAUUCUCCUUACGUUCUACUUCCUAAUGUUAAUGUCUCUCAGUCCCUCACCUACACCCCGUUGUUUAUCAACCCUGUAAGCACAGCCUCGGCCUACACACAAGGCGAGCCGUCGUCAGAGUAUUUCAUCGGCGUAAAAUCUAUCAAGGUUGAUGACGUGGUCGUGAAAAUAAACACAACACUGCUUUCCAUUGAUAGUGAAGGUUUUGGCGGGACUAAGAUUAGCACUGUCAACCCUUACACCGUUGUGGAGAAAUCUAUCUACAACGCAUUGACCGAGGCUUUUAUCGCUAAGGCUGCUGCCAGGAACAUCACGAGGGUGGCUUCUGUGGCGCCAUUCGACGUCUGUUUCAGCUCCGAGAACGUGCUGAGCACGCGUCUUGGGGCGUCUGUGCCGACCAUCUAUCUUGUUUUGCAAAACGAGAGUGUUUACUGGAGCAUUUUCGGUGCCAACUCGAUGGUUGAGGUUAGCGAGGAUGUAUUGUGCCUUGGAGUUGUUAAUGGAGGUGAAAAGCCAAGGACUUCGAUUGUUCUUGGAGGAUAUCAGUUGGAGGACAAUCUUUUGCAGUUUGAUUUGGCAACGUCGAGGCUAGGAUUCAGCUCUCUUCUGUUCGGCAGGCGAACUACAUGCUCAAACUUCAACUUCACCUCCAACCCCUAGGCGGUUUAUUCAGUGAUUAACAUGGAAUUAUUUCCUGUAAUUCUAUGAUAUGUCUACAUGUGUUGCUGUCUGAAUAAUUCUCGACCAUGAUUUACUAAAGGUCGAUCGAUCACCCAAAAGUGUUUGUUUCAUGGUGUUUGUAUCAACUCAAUAAGAUCGAUCAUCAUAUAUAUUAUUAAGAUCACAGAUUUCGUUA